AUGGGAAACACUUGCUUUAUUCCGGCCCUUAUGGUGGCGCUGCUGUUGUCUAAUUUUGUGGUUUCAUUCUCUACGAAAACAACAACCAAUAUCAGCACAGACCAGUUGGCUCUUUUUGCACUAAAAGCCCAUGUCAUUAGUGAUCCUCAAAACCUCCUGGCAACAAACUGGUCAACUACUACCUCUGUUUGCAAUUGGAUUCGUGUCACUUGCGGUUCUCGGCACCAUAGAGUCGUAGAUCUGAAUCUUUUUGGCAUGAAUCUUUCUGGUACCAUACCACCACACCUGGGAAAUCUGUCUUUCCUUGCCGGACUCAACAUCGGAUAUAACAGUUUUCAUGGCUCAACAUUGCCCAUCGAAUUGGCUAAUUUGCGUCGACUGAAAGUUAUUAGCUUGUCCAACAACAAUUUCAACGGGGAAAUCCCAUCCUGGUUUGGUUCCUUCUCUCAACUUCGCUACUUGGCUUUGGAUGGUAAUAACUUCAUGGGAGCUAUCCCAUCUUCUUUGUGUUCUUUGUCAAAACUAGAGGUCUUGUAUUUGCAUCAAAACAAUCUACAAGGACAGAUUCCUAUGGCAAUCGGAAAUCUUUCUAACCUGAGAUGGUUAUAUUUAGAUAAUAAUCAGCUUUCAGGUUCCAUACCUUUCUCGGUCUUUGGCAUAUCUUCAUUGGUAGAGAUUUUUCUUAGCUACAACCAACUAAUUGGUUCAAUACCCUCCAUCCAACUCAACAUUUCUUCACUGGAAACAAUUGCUUUGACAUUAAACAAUCUCACUGGCCAUAUCCCACCAAAUAUGUUUGAUUAUCUACCAAAAAUAAGAGGGCUUUAUUUGAGUGAAAACCUGCUUUCUGGUAGAAUUCCAAUAAGUUUAUUCAAGUGUCAAGAGUUAGAAGAUUUGUCCUUGUCUUUUAACUAUUUAGAAGGAGUUAUACCGGAAGAAAUUGGAAAUUUGACUAUGCUUAAGAGGAUUGCUCUUGGACACAAUGGCCUCAAAGGUAAAAUUCCAUUACAAAUUGGUAAUCUUCUGAGUUUGGAGAAAUUAAGUAUACCAAAUUGUCACCUAACUGGGACUAUUCCUUCGACUAUUGGCAACUUAUCAUUUUUAAAAUCUCUCGAUUUUUCUGACAAUAACUUGACAGGUCAAAUACCACUCCAAUUUGGCAACCUAGCAAAAUUGGAAGUCUUGUAUUUGGGAAUUAACAGUAUCUCCGGAAUCAUCCCUCCUUGUAUCUUUAAUAGCUCAAGUGUGAGAUUCAUUGAACUAUUAAUGAACCGACUCUCAGGCUAUCUUCCAUCAAGCACAGGCCUUUGGCUUCCGAAGCUUGAAGUCCUUGAACUUGGACAAAAUGAAUUAUAUGGAUCGAUACCUCCCUCCAUCUCUAAUGCCUCUCGGCUUACUACUCUUAGCUUUGGAAGCAACUCUUUUUCUGGAAAUAUUCCCAUCGAUUUUGGCAAUUUAAGAGAUCUACAAAAACUCAGCCUAGAGAAUAAUAGUUUGUUCUCUUCAGAAUUGACAUUCCUAUCCUCAUUCGCAAAUUCCAAACACUUGAUAUUCUUGGGGUUUAGUGGAAACCCAUUGAUCAGUGGUAAACUUCCGAUUUCUAUAGGAAAUCUCUCUGUUGAACAAUUUCACUCUUUUGGUUGCAACAUUAAAGGCAGUAUUCCAGGAGAAAUUGGCAACAUAAGCAACUUGAUUAGCUUGAACCUAGAUAACAAUAAAUUGACUGGACCAAUUCCCCCUACAAUCGGAAGAUUACAAAAAUUGCAAAGCCUUUCUCUUCAAGAGAACAAGUUAGGGGGAUCCCUCCCAACUGAGCUAUGCCAUUUAAAGAGUUUGGGUUUCUUAUAUUUCGCAGAUAAUGAAUUGGCUGGACCAAUACCUGCAUGUUUAGGUGAUAUUGUUUCUCUCAGAUAUCUGUUUUUGGACUCCAAUAAGUUUUCCAACUCAAUACCCUCAACCUUGACAAGGCUUACAGAUAUCUUGCGACUAAACUUAUCUUCCAAUUGUCUAAGUGGAGCCCUCCCAAUUGACAUUGGAAAGUGGAAGGUUAUCACCAGUAUUGAUUUUUCCAAAAAUCAAUUAUCGGGUGAAAUCCCGAAAAGUGUUGGUGAUCUUAUGGACUUGACCUAUCUCUCAUUAUCUGGUAACAGAUUGCAAGGAUCUAUACCAGAAUCAUUUGGUGUCCUAAUAGGGUUACAAUUCUUGGAUUUGUCAAGAAACAAUUUCUCAGGAAUCAUUCCCAAGUCUUUAGAGAAACUCUUCACUAUGUACCGCACCUCAACUGCGACUCCCACUCCCACCAUGCAAGGCUAA
Durio zibethinus is the source of this 2313-nucleotide messenger RNA. The record is from RefSeq and is a predicted model, not a curated record. NCBI's taxonomy places the organism in Eukaryota, Viridiplantae, Streptophyta, Magnoliopsida, Malvales, Malvaceae.